Molecule: messenger RNA, 4147 nt
Organism: Cygnus olor (mute swan)
Lineage: Eukaryota; Metazoa; Chordata; Aves; Anseriformes; Anatidae
Gene: LHX6
Product: LIM homeobox 6
Exons: 9
Coding region: 25-1344 (439 amino acids)
Biological process (GO): forebrain neuron development; neuron differentiation; regulation of transcription by RNA polymerase II
Cellular component (GO): nucleus
Molecular function (GO): RNA polymerase II transcription regulatory region sequence-specific DNA binding; DNA-binding transcription factor activity, RNA polymerase II-specific
Source: RefSeq, a predicted model, not a curated record
GGCGGAGCGGGGCGCGCCCGCCCCAUGCACCGGAGCCAUGAGGGCGGGCAGCCCCGGGGGCCCGGGCCGCCGCGCCCCGGCCGGCGCCGAGGCGGGCAAGGCGGUUUAUAUAGGGUGCCCCGCGCUCGCCCGGCGCAUGGAGCCGCAGCCUCCCUCUCCCGCUCUCUCCCGCAAGGUGAUGCCGCCGGAGCCGCUGCCCCAGGGGAGCGCCCGCUGCCUCGACCCGCACGCCCGCGCCAUGUCGCAGCCCGACGGGGAGCCGCUGCCCGGCGCCCUGGAGAAGGAGGACGCCCGCUCGGCGCCCAGCACCCCGUCCACGCCGUCCGUCUGCUCGCCGCCGUCCUCCUCCUCCUCGUCCACGCCGUCGGCCGGCAAGAACGUGUGCUCCAGCUGCGGGCUGGAGAUCCUCGACCGGUACCUGCUCAAGGUGAACAACCUCAUCUGGCACGUCCGCUGCCUCGAGUGCUCCGUGUGCCGCACCUCGCUGCGGCAGCAGCACAGCUGCUACAUCAAGAACAAGGAGAUCUUCUGCAAGAUGGACUACUUCAGCCGGUUUGGUACCAAGUGCGCCCGCUGCGGCAGGCAGAUCUACGCCAGCGACUGGGUGCGGCGGGCGCGGGGCAACGCCUACCACCUCGCCUGCUUCGCCUGCUUCUCCUGCAAGCGGCAGCUCUCCACCGGCGAGGAGUUCGGCUUGGUGGAGGAGAAGGUGCUGUGCCGGAUCCACUACGACACCAUGAUCGAGAACCUCAAGCGAGCGGCGGAAAACGGCAACGGGAUCACGCUGGAGGGGGCCGUGCCCUCGGAGCAGGACAGCCAGCCGAAGCCGGCCAAGAGGGCCCGCACCUCCUUCACCGCCGAGCAGCUGCAGGUAGCGGGGCUGGGCUGGGGGUGGGGGGGUCCACGGUGCCCGGCCGCACCCUGACCCCUCUCCUCGCCGCCCGCCAGGUCAUGCAGGCACAGUUUGCUCAGGACAACAACCCCGACGCACAAACGCUUCAGAAACUCGCAGACAUGACGGGGCUGAGUCGGAGAGUCAUUCAGGUUUGGUUUCAAAACUGCAGAGCCCGCCAUAAAAAACACACGCCCCAGCACACGGUGCCGCCCUCGGGGGCCCCCCCGUCCCGUAUCCCCUCCUCGCUCCCCGAGGACAUCCACUACUCGCCCUUCAGCAGCCCAGAGCGGGCCCGGAUGGUGACGCUGCACGGAUACAUAGAGAGUCAGGUACAGUGUGGACAAGUGCACUGUAGACUUCCCUACACUGCUCCACCAGUGCACCUCAAAGCAGACAUGGAAGGACCACUAUCUAAUAGGGGUGAGAAGGUCAUCCUCUUUCAGUACUGACUGCGCGAGCUCUUCCUCAUCUGCCCAUGGCGCUACCAGCACCACUGCCCCUCAGUCGCUGAAACAGCGUCCAGCCCGAGGCAACUGUUCUCAGUCAUGCAGGAGAAACUCAGAUCCAGCACUCUCAGUUGUUCCCAUUGACCAGCAUCUAACAUCCACUAUUAUUUCUCCAGCAACACUCUGUGUAUGUGUGUGUCGAGUGCAGAGUUACAUUUUUCACUUGUUUCUUGUGGACUUGUAGAAUGACAGUGAGUCUCUCCAAGGCAAUGCCAGACACAGCCAAAAUUAGUGACUCUGCUGUGCUUACAAAUCCUGCUCCCCAGUCACAGGAAUAUGAACAGAUCAGUUCACGCUGAGUCACAGGGGGUUCGAUGAUCACCUAUGAAUAUAAAGAAAGGAGGAAUUUACGUGGUUUGGCCUGAUUCUCUUUUUGCACCAGUGAAGCAGUGUUGGUUCCCGGACGUCCCUCCUUAUUUACACUUGCAUGUGUGAAAUCUGAAAUGGGCUCUUUGGCUCAGCAACUCAAUAUACACACAGGACUCCUGAGCCAAAGCCACAGGUAGCUGUGGCUCCACUAAGUGGAAAACAUGAUGCCAGCUGGAAAUAGGCAGUUUUCCUUCCUCCUCAAAGUGCUUUAGAAUCACAUGUCCUUUGAUCACUCUGUAAGGUAAGUAAACCUUAGUGUUUCCCCCCCUCAUUUUGUAGGAGGGGAAAUGGAGAUGUCCUGAACCGAAAGGAGUGGUGGGGGUUGGUGGCAGAGCCAGGUUUAGCACUCUGAAGGUUUUGAUUGCUGACUUGUUCUCAGAGCACUGAAUAUCUCUCUCCUCUCACAGCCAUCUGCCAAAUCUUUUAUCAUUGUUUUUAUUAUUAGUCUCGUUUUUUAUUAACAAGCUAGUUUAUUUCCUUGGAGUCAUGUUGGAUCACAAAUGGGUGUACCUACACAGAACUUAGACACUCCAUACACUGGGACUGGGGAAUCCUUAAAGGAAGCUGAUUGUAAAUGCGUAGAAAAGUUUUGCCCUGGUACAGACCCCAGGAGAGGGACCCAGCGCCGUGCCCAGUGCUCACUGAGGGCAGCAGGGGAGGAACCCGGGAGCAGUCAGGGAAGUGCAACUGGCGGUAAGGCCGGCAGGAGCGGUCCCCGGCCGAGCGGCAGCAAGGUGACGGCGUAUUCCUUUGUCUGGCAGCGUCCGAUUACCUCUGCCCUUGCGUUGUUCCCUCUUCCCGGAGCAUGACUGUUGCUUCUGCCACGACUGGGAUGGAGGCACAGCCCCAGCCGGCUGCUUGCAGAGGAGCAGGUGAUGCGGGGCUCACCCUCAGAGGCAGUCUCACUGCAACAACAAAGGAAGUACUCGGCCCUCUGGCCCCAAAUCAGGAAAAAGCCUCUGAAAUGAUACUUCAUUGACAGUAAUAACAAAAGUAAACAGCUAGCAUUUGCCAGCCCUUCUCAGCUUGCACCAAGCCAAGAGCAGGCCGAUAACAAAAUCUCUCUCCACGUGAGCACACGGGUCUGUCUUGCUGCUCGGUGUCUGCACGGCAUUUCCAAGAAUGUGAAAGCCUACCAUGAGCCACAGUUAGUGCAUGACGUGACUAAGCGGUGCCUGCGGGACAGACGACAGGAAUCCAUCAGUUGCAUAACUUGUUUUCGGUUCAAGCCGUAGAUACACGUGUUUUUCUCUCAGGGAGAUCCAUCUCCAGCAGCCCGUGGCGGCUGAGCUGGGUGGGUGGCACCAGGCCGGGCCCGCUGGGCACUGGCAGCCCUGCACGGUCACCGCGGGCUGCUCAGGGACUUGUGUGAGGAGACAUGGAUAUCUGCUGAGGUGGCCACCAAGAUCUCUUGAUUUGAGGAAUAACCGAAUACAAGCACACGCUGAUACAUGUUGGAACAAAUACAUACAUACCUCUGUGUGUGUGUAUGUAUAUAAAGCAGGGAGAGUGAUGGUAGUAUUCAGACAGUUAGGCCAGUAUUCUGUCUAAUUGCAGCUAGCAGCUCUACCCCCCCAUUUAAAACAACAUUUGGAAGGAGGGAGGAAAUUAGGUCCGCAAAGUAUUAUCGUCACCUCCUGACACGCCAAUAACCGCUUCCAGCGUGUGACCCAUGACAAGGGACUCCCACACGCGUGGCCUGGCAGGAACCACCACUCCAAAGUGUCUCCGUGGGGCAGGAACAGUCACAAGCUGCUCCCGUUCCUGCCACUUUUCUCCCUGUCUGUAGCAACGAGCGAAAAGACUGGCAGACCUUUUGUUGGCUGUGAGUGCUGCUUCCUGGCAUGGGUGGCUGCGGGGUGUACGUGGCAUGCUGUGUCCGCGUGAAAUGGCCUUCAGAUGCUGGGGGUGGUCGGCGGGGUCACCAGGGCCCCACUUUCUUCUCCAUUUGUGCUCGCGCAUUGGAAUGAUUGUUUAGUUGUGGACUUAGUGCUAUAAACUAAUGGGUAGCUGUCCAAUUUAAGGCUGAAGGAGAGACCUCAGGCUGUAACUUGACCUGACAUCCCCCAGUACUUGAGAUUUCCACAACUGUUUUGUUGAGGGAGAAAACGGUCUGUUGCAUUUAUCUUCUGUCUCAGCAGUGCAGUGAAAGGGAGGCUAUUAACUGUGUAUCUGCUAAAUAUCAGCUUAGUUACUGACCAAGAGAACCACUUGUGAAAUGUACUGUAUGUCAAAGUUUUUGUAGCUGAUACCAUGGACGGGACCACGUGCAAAGCGCAGGGUAACGCGGAGGUCUCUCCCCAGCCGCGCUGUGCUCACAGCGACCUGCACCGCACAGACCCUGCCCGAGGGCAGCUCCCCCCGUAAGUAGCCAGGA